Onychomys torridus (southern grasshopper mouse) is the source of this 2400-nucleotide messenger RNA. RefSeq names its product RCSD domain containing 1 (gene Rcsd1). Gene Ontology annotation, molecular function: actin filament binding; retromer complex binding; phosphatidylinositol phosphate binding. The transcript has 7 exons. Gene Ontology annotation, cellular component: WASH complex; early endosome. The record is from RefSeq and is a predicted model, not a curated record. NCBI's taxonomy places the organism in Eukaryota, Metazoa, Chordata, Mammalia, Rodentia, Cricetidae. Bases 176 to 1387 code for a protein of 403 amino acids. Gene Ontology annotation, biological process: retrograde transport, endosome to Golgi; protein localization to endosome; skeletal muscle contraction.
CCCGACCGGGACAGUCCCGCAGCCGAGUGCAGCCAGGCGCGCGCCGCCGCCCACUCGCCCUGUGCCGGCUGCAGUCCGAGAGUAGCCGGGGCUGGGAGCGGAGGGGACAGCGGGGAUCGCGAGCUCCUGCCCGAGGGAGCGGGCGUAUCCGCCGCCGGAGGACUACCUGGAGGACAUGGAGGAAAGGGCCGCAGAGACUAACUCCAAUGUGGACAGCUCAGCACAGCCUUCCGUGGCUCAGCUGGCCGGGCGGUUUCGGGAGCAAGCAGCUGUAGCCAGGGAGACACCAGCCAGUAGACCAACCAGAAGGAGACCGCCCUGCUCUCUUCCCCUGUUCCCCCCCAAGGUAGAGCUGGGCCAAAAUGGUGAGGAGAAAUCACCAUACAGCACCAGCCACCCACCUAAAAUCAAGGUGAAGAGCUCCCCCCUGAUUGAGAAGCUUCAGGCCAACUUAGCCUUCGACCCAGCAGCUCUCCUGCCUGGGGCUUCACCCAAAAGUCCUGGACUCAAGGCCAUAGUCUCACCAUUUCACAGCCCCCCCUCCACACCCAGUAGCCCUGGCAUCCGGUCUCAGCCAGGCGAGGCAGAAGAGGUGCCUGUGAGCUUUGACCAGCCCCCGGAAGGUACUCACCUGCCCUCUUACAAUAAGGUGCGGACAAGAGGAUCAAUUAAAAGACGUCCUCCCUCCCGGCGAUUCCGACGGUCUCAGUCAGACUGUGGGGACCUUGGAGACUACAGGGCUGUGGAACCAUCUCAGGAAAAUGGAACCAGGGAAGAGAACGGGAAUGAUGUGUUCCCUAGCAAGAACAAGGCCCCCGGGUCUCCCCCACCCAACCAAGAGGCCUUAGGAGAUGGGGUGGAGGGAACCCUGGGGUCUGCAGAAAAGCCUCUUCGAAGGAGCAACAGCAUGGAGAAGCCAGAAGAGCAGGUUGGGACCGCAGAGGAGGCCAAUGCAGGAGACAAGGCUGGACAGAAUCCAGACACAGCCGGCCAGGGCGAUCUGGAGGCCCCAGAGCCACCCCAAACCUGCAGUAGAGAGGCUGAGAAUGGGACAGCAGCCGGAGAGCAUACAGACACUGAGAAGACCACCGAAGGGACAGCCUCUGAGGAGCGUGUGGCGGAUGAAGAGGAGGGGUUCGGACAGAGCAGCGCAGAUGCCAAGACACCAGAGGAGGGAGCAGUCAGGGAGAAGGCCCCCCAAAGUUCUUCUGGAAGAGUAGAGGGCACCGUUGUCCCCGAGCUGGAGACAAAGCAAAAGGAGAGGGUAUCUCUGGAGCCAGGCUGCAGCCCAGGGGUCGACAAUGUCCCAGUAGAGAGCAGCAAUGAGAUCCAGAAUGAUCACGAAGUCUCCACGGAUGACAUCCCCAUCGAGGACACUCGAAUGUGAUGAAGAGCUCAUGGUGCCGGUGAUGAAGCCACUGGAGACAUCUCCUUGGAAAUGGCAGCAGCAGCAGCAGCAGCAGCAGCAGCAGCAGCAGCAGCAGCAGCACAUGAAGCCACUGCAGAAGCAGAAUCCGCUGGGAAUCUGGAGUCAGCCCAGGAUGCAGGGUGGACCAUCCCCUGUGGGCCGCAGCAAAUGUCUUCUCAUUGGAGAUUCAAGUUGACGGCGGUAGAGUUUUAUCAACUUGAGUGUGAGCCACUUUGACGGACUUGACUCAAAGUAAAACAUAUUUAAAGCAGCGACUUGCUGUCCUCGGCAUUACUGGCCAUCCUCUUGACCCCCCACCUCUUCCUGCAGCUGACCUCCCGUCUAGGCUCUGGUUCUGUUUCUGCAAAGUUACAGCCUUUCCCAUUGUUCUAAACUUUUUAUGGUUCUCAGAUAUAACUUCAAACUAACUUGAGGUAGAUAAAGAAGACCGUCUCGUGGAAAGUAAAACCGUAAAACCCUCCUAAGUUACAGAAGACCUGAAAGCAUCUCAAAGCCCUCAAGAUGAUCUUUCGAUCUUUCCACUUGCUCCAAGGGGGAAAGGGCCAACCAAGUUCAAAAACAUUAGACUCCAAGAGAUAUUUAUUAGAACAUUUCAAAACUUGUUCCUGUCUGUUCCAAGGGCGGGCGCGUUUCUGGUCACAUAAUCUGGCUGAUAACAAGGGGUGGUGACUGGUCCCUCUCAUCCCGUCCUACCACCCUCCCCCCAAGGAGGAGAUGGUGCAGGAACUCCUGUGGAGAGGCAGGAUGCUCACCCCGCCUGCUUUGUGCUUUGUUUCCUCCCCUGAAGGUGCCUACGUGAUGCUGCCAGCAGGAUUGCAGUCUCCCAAGGUUACACUUGAACUCGGGCUGACCUCUGGGAGGUGCCUUUGUUACCCAGGGUUCAGCUUACCUUCUGAGAGCAUCCCUCUUAGCUUCUCUAGAAAUCUUGUAUUUGUUUGCUUUUGUUUUGUUUUGUUUUGUUUUUUUUGUUU